Molecule: messenger RNA, 1057 nt
Organism: Morone saxatilis (striped sea-bass)
Lineage: Eukaryota; Metazoa; Chordata; Actinopteri; Moronidae
Product: gastrula zinc finger protein XlCGF8.2DB-like
Biological process (GO): regulation of transcription by RNA polymerase II
Molecular function (GO): RNA polymerase II cis-regulatory region sequence-specific DNA binding; DNA-binding transcription factor activity
Source: RefSeq, a predicted model, not a curated record
GUGGAGGACCAGAACCAGCCAGGAACUUGAAUCCAGAUCAUUUACAACCAGGUGCUGAUGAUGAGAAGUCACACUCCUCUGAACCUGAGACUGAUGACAGCUGUGACUGGGAGGACGUCAAAGAACCUGAGUGGGGUUUGAACUCUCUGCAGAACAAUGAAGUAUCAGUAAGUGAUGUGGGAUGUAACACUGGAAGAAAACCAGUUAGCUCCUCUGAAUGUGCUACAAGCUCUGGCCACACAGAAGGGAGAUUGAGACCAUUAACAUGCUCAGUUUGUGGUAAAAAAUGCCGCAGUAAGAACACUUUAAUCUCUCACAUGAAAGUUCAUUUAAAGGGACACAGUUCCAUCUGCUCAGUUUGUAACAAAUCUUUUCGGUGUAGAGCAAUUUUGAUGGCACACGUGAGAAUUCACACCGGGGAGAAACCCUACAGUUGCAUAUUUUGCGGCAGAAGAUUUGCACAAAAGUCUCACCUGAAGCGUCACUCUCAAGUCCACGCGAAGGAGAAACCAUUUAGUUGUUCGCUUUGUAAUAAAAGAUUUACGAUGAGGUCAUCUGUGAAACGACACAUGAAAAUCCACGCCAAGGAGAGACCGCCUCGACGUUUGUAAUGAAAGACUCACUCAGCUCGCUUCUGUGUGCUGGCGAGAGCAGCAGACGGAAAUGAAUCCUGCAGAGUUGCUCGUUGGGCCGAUUUCUUCCAGCAGGUUUGCGCAGUUGCCUUUCAAAGCCAAGGUUCAGGUUUUCCAACCCUGUUUUCUUACAAUAUAGAUCCCGCAUUAUGUUGAGAGAGUUUAUGGUUGCUGUGCUCGUUCUUCCAGUCCACGCAUCAGUAACAGAUCAGUUAUUUACUUCCUUUCAUACCAGGUUUAAAAUGGGUUUGAACAGUUCACUUAAAUGUAGCAAAAUCCGUCCAAACAUGUUUAUCUUGAAGAUGAAAACCUCAUCACCUUAAAUAAGCUGUCUUUUUAUCUCUUCUUAUCUUUCUUAUCUUUAUUUAUUGAAGUACUUUAUUCUUAGGGUUAGGGUUAGUGAUUUCUGUGUGAUUUAUAUAUUU